AUGGGAUCAAGAGAUGAGGUGCAGCGUGGAGUUAGGAAAAGAAUUGGAAAUGAGAAAAGCACCAACAUUUGGGAAGAUGCUUGGCUACUGGAUGGGAAGGAAAGAAAGGUAGAAGCCCCAAAACCCUUAGGAUGCAAGAUCACAAAAGUUAGCGAGCUGAUCUCCAACUUCAGAUGGAAAGCACCACUCAUCUUCCGGACCUUUAGCCCACAUGAAGCUACGAAUAUACUCAAAACGUCUAUAAGUGUGACAAGUAUACCUGAUUGCUACUUCUGGAGUCAUAGCACAAAUGAAAAAUACACAAUCAAAUCUGCUUAUGAAGCUUUUACCAAGAAGAAUAGGCAGUCUAAUGCAGAAGUGAGCAGAUUGGGAGAAAGAAGUUGGACAAGGGGAGCAACAAAAUCUGGAAACAGCUAUGGAAAAUACGAAUAA
This is a messenger RNA of Coffea arabica (coffee), 432 nucleotides long. The record is from RefSeq and is a predicted model, not a curated record. Lineage: Eukaryota; Viridiplantae; Streptophyta; Magnoliopsida; Gentianales; Rubiaceae.